Messenger RNA from Salvia miltiorrhiza (redroot sage), 920 nucleotides. RefSeq lists its product as uncharacterized. The transcript is spliced from 4 exons. The record is from RefSeq and is a predicted model, not a curated record. Bases 320 to 661 code for a protein of 113 amino acids. NCBI's taxonomy places the organism in Eukaryota, Viridiplantae, Streptophyta, Magnoliopsida, Lamiales, Lamiaceae.
AAGUGGUAAAAAUUAACAAGAAAUUAAGCAAAUCGUUGAAAGAAAGUGGACUCCCAAAAUUCACACCCUCUCAGAGUCAGAGAGAAGCCGAAGAUUCCCCCUCCCCAGCUAGCUGUCUUUGAGAGAGAGAGAGAGAGGGAGAGAUGGAGGAGCGAAAGAGAUAGAAAUUCGUGCUUACCCAAACACCAAAAAUCAAUUUGACUAAUUGUCCCCCUCUCUGAUUGUAUCUAUUUCUCUUUAUCCGGUUUUUACACUAACCUUCAAAUUGUGGUGGACACUGGAAAUCUUUGACCAGAGAGAACUUCUGUGAUUGGACAGCAUGGGUUGCGCUGGAUCGCGUGAUAAAGUAGAUGAAACUUCAAAGAAGAUACGAAAGCCAAAGGCAUGGAAGCACUCAGAAGCAAUAACCAGAGCACAGCUGAUGCAGAUGCGUGAGGAGUUCUGGGACACUGCUCCGCACUAUGGUGGUAGGAAAGAGAUCUGGGAUGCUCUCCGGGCUGCAGCUGAAGCUGAUUUGACUCUUGCCCAAGCUAUUGUGGAUAGUGCUGGCGUUAUUGUUCAAAAUCCCGACUUAACAAUCUGCUAUGAUGAAAGAGGUGCCAAAUAUGAGUUGCCCAAAUAUGUUGUGAGUGAGCCUACAAAUCUGAUUCGUGACAGUUGAAAAGAUAUCGUAUCACAGGGACAGUAUAUGUGUAAAUUGGCCUCGUUGUGAUUUUUGUUUCAAAAUUCAUCACCCCCAUUUAAAAUCAUGCUCAAUUGCAAAUUUUCAAUGUGCUGAACAUCUGGUAUGAAGCUCUUGCCAUUUCUACAUUAACCACACCCACCUAAUGCUCUCUCUUGGCUUAUGUUUACUAUAGUCAAAAGGAUAUAUUAGCACUUAUAUUCGACAGCAAAUGAAGCUGCUUUAUUUUCUCUAUUCA